CUCUGAAUUCUGCCCAGGUCCCCAUCUUCUGCGCAUGAGCCCUUCUGCUGCUGCUGCUGGGGCUGCACUACACGGUACUUUGUACAUACUCCGUCCUGCGCAGUGCGUAUUGCGUACGGAUGCGCGCUGGGUCAGUGGUUGCUGUCGACCUGGAGGUUUCUGCCCUGCAGCGGUGCAGCCCUUCUGCUCAAUUUCGUGCCUUUCCCCUGCCAGUCAAGUCUGCUGGCCCCCCUGUCGGAAUUCUUCUCUUCCAUCUUCCCCCAGGUAAGGUACCCAAGGCCCAGGGAACGACGAUACCUUACGUCGUCCCAGGGCCAGGGCGCCAGCUAGCCCAGGUACGUACCCCACUGGGGGAGGAGACGUUCAUGUCCCAUUUUGAUGUCCCAUUCAAACCUCGAUUGCAAAGUGACGCCCAGCGUCUCCAUCUCGGCCCUGUGCGCUACCUUACCUUACCGUCUACCUCAUUCUGUGUGACUGUGACUUUUUUUCCUCUCUCCCAUUUCCCCCCUUCCGUGGCCGCGCCCCUCAAUUCCAGCCCAGCCGGGUCAGUCUCGCCAUCGGGCCAGCCUCGUGUCUCCGCUUUCUCAGAGGCCAAUUUCAGGAGAAGAAUGGAAAUCAGAGGGAAGCCAAUUCGGAGGAGGCCCUGGAGAGGUAGACACAACAAACACAUCCAGAGAGAGAUGGAUGCCACGGAAGAAAGUAGAGACACUGCAAAAGGCCUAAGUACUAGUUGGCAGUGGAGGUGACGGAUGGAUGAAGGUGACGGGACGGACGUGGUGGGGCUGACCUUUUGGCUUAGCGCCGUCUCCCAGUUCACGCCCUGUUGCGGCGUCGCCCUCCUAUUUCCCUCUAUUUUGGCUUUG
This is a messenger RNA of Colletotrichum godetiae, 863 nucleotides long. RefSeq lists its product as uncharacterized. NCBI's taxonomy places the organism in Eukaryota, Fungi, Ascomycota, Sordariomycetes, Glomerellales, Glomerellaceae. The record is from RefSeq and is a predicted model, not a curated record. The transcript has 2 exons. Bases 120 to 746 code for a protein of 208 amino acids.